Messenger RNA from Sitodiplosis mosellana (orange wheat blossom midge), 2919 nucleotides. It is a transcript of the gene rngo, whose product is annotated as protein DDI1 homolog 2. Lineage: Eukaryota; Metazoa; Arthropoda; Insecta; Diptera; Cecidomyiidae. Gene Ontology annotation, molecular function: aspartic-type endopeptidase activity; protein binding. Bases 728 to 2206 code for a protein of 492 amino acids. The record is from RefSeq and is a predicted model, not a curated record. Gene Ontology annotation, biological process: proteolysis. The transcript has 6 exons.
AUUUAUAUACACACUACGUACCACAGACUAUAUAUUUUUCCUGGAUCAGUGCGAACAGAGUCGUACGUAUACGUAUAUUCGUUUCGCAAAAGUGUUGCCAUUUUCGCCCAUUUACGUACGAUUCAGUCAGUGUUGCGCCGUUUGUGUUCAUUUCACACGUUGAUUUGAAUUUGCAUAUUUAUGCAAAACUAUUUCCAAUAUAGAUGUACCAUAUACCAAUUCAGUUUUUUCUGUCAUAAAAUUAGCAAAUAAAGAUGCUAAUACUUCAUUCUAAAUCGAUUAAUAAAUGAGUUAAUAACAAAAAUAAUACAAACGGUCGAACACGCCAUCUGGCUGGGGCGAAUUGCGAAUAUUCCAAAACCAUUUUUUGCAUAUUCGUCCAAUUCAUUUAUAUAUAACAACAAACAAGUUUGACGUUCGACGAUUUGCGGCCGUGGUAACAUUUUGUGUGCUGUUGCUUCGUGUGUUGAAGCCAAUUCCAUUUGGAAAAUUCCGGCUCAAACCCUUAAUUCCUUCAAUUUAACCGUAAUAUUCAACAUACGAAAGAGUCAUCAUUGGCGUGCACACAAGCACCUCAGCCGAAAAAGCGUGCAGAGAGCAUUCAUUUAUAAACACGAAAUAGAUCGAGCAGCAAAUUGCAGUGAAAAAAAAACUAUUGUGAAAUUCUGGGGAAAAUUCGUAUUUGAAUUUGAACUUUUUUUGUUUGUUUGUCAAUAAACGAAUAAUCAUGAAAAUAACUGUGACUACGGUUACCGAUUAUGUGUUCGAAUUGGAUGUGUCGGAGGAGUUGGAAUUGGAGAAUUUCAAGGCUUUUUGUGAGGUUGAAUCGGGUUUCCCGUCAACAGAAAUCGUGAUCACGUUCAAAGGUCAGCCAUUAUUGGACGACAAAAAAUCGCUAAAGGAUCAUGGCGUCGGUGAUGGUGAUGUGGUUUUGCUGCAGCAUGCGAUGCAAGCCGCCAGUUUAUUAUCAUCAGCAGCGGUAAACAGAAGCAGCAACAGAAGCAAUUCCAAUACAAAUAAUCCAUUGGCAGGCCUAGAUUUUAGUGCGAUUCGCGUCCCAAGCAAUGGUGGCAGCGGCAGCGGCAGUGGUAGUCUUAGCAGUAGUUUGCAGGGCAGCGGAAACGGUGGCGCAUUGCAAAGUCCCAUUUCGAUUGGCAUGAACGAUGACCCUGCCAUGGUUCGCGAGGCAUUUUUCAAAAAUCCAGAUCAAUUGGCACUGCUCAAACAAAACAAUCCAACAUUGGCCGAUGCAUUGUUGUCUGGCAAUUUGGAAACAUUUUCGACCGUUCUUCGGCAACAGAUACAAGCACGAUACGAACGUGCACAACAACGUCGGCGAAUGAUGGAAGCCGAUCCAUUCGAUCAUGAGGCACAACGCUUGAUAGCCGAAGAAAUUCGACAGAAAAACAUCGAAGCCAAUAUGGAAGCUGCGAUGGAAUACAAUCCAGAAACGUUUGGCACAGUUGUUAUGUUGUACAUCAACUGUAAGGUAAACGGUGUGCCGGUAAAAGCGUUCGUUGAUUCAGGAGCCCAAGCAACGAUAAUGAGCUCUUCCUGUGCUGAACGCUGCAAUGUUAUGCGUUUGGUUGACACUAGAUGGUCUGGAAUUGCCAAGGGUGUUGGUGUUCAAAAGAUUAUUGGACGAGUGCAUGUCGCUCAAGUGGAAAUCGAAAACGUUUUUCUCCUCACAAGUUUUUCGGUGCUUGAAGAUCAGACAAUGGAUAUGUUGCUGGGUUUAGACAUGCUGAAGCGGCACCAGUGCACAAUUGAUUUGCAACAAAAUUUUCUCCGAAUUGGGACCACAGGCACAGAAACGAAAUUCUUGCCGGAAAAUGAAUUGCCAACGCAUAGCCGUCUCACAUUGAGCGGUGAAGAAGGUACUAGACUUGUUGCCGACGAAAUGAAAUCAACCACUGAUGCACUUGAAGCAGCCGAAAUACAGAAGGCGAUCGAAAGAAGUAAACAAGAUCAAGCGAGUGGAUUGGCUGGGUCAUUGGGUGCAGGAACUUCAUCAUCGUCUUCAUCCGCAUCGGCAUUGGGUCAAGAAUCGAUAUUGCCGACUGAUAAGUUCAACGAGUCUGAUGUCGCCGAAAUCGUGAAGAAUGGUUUCCCUCGGGACAGAGCGAUUGCCGAGCUGCGAACUGCCAACGGUAAUAAGACGCAGGCUCUGGCGGCUCUGUUUGCUAAAUCACUAAAGUUCCAAUGAAAAAAAACGGACUAGUGGGUCUGAUUUGAUCUUAUGUGUGUGUGUUAGGAAAAUACAUCAAAGUUUCAACAUUUUUCAUUGGGUGGAAUUAGCUAAACAUAAAACAAACAUGGUCCAAAAUGGAACAAAAAAGAUAUCGUUCUAAGAAGACUUUUUACAUUAAAUAUAAGAAAUAACACCCGGGCAAAAGCUCGAAGAGCACAGCAAUUGAGAAAAAAAACACCAGAACUUUUCUACCUCCACUCGCAUUAGCAGCAACAAUUCACAAAACAGAUGUGGAAAAAGAAAAAUCGCACCAAUAAUAAUAAUUUGGAGUGAUUUAUCCAUUUUAAUACAGAAGAAUAGAAUUUUGAAAAUUUAUUUUCUACUACUAGCCUAAUUUUGAGCAAUUUUUGCCGAUGUAAUCGAAAUCAAAAAAAAAAAAUUAACGAUCGGGAAACUAUUUUUUCAAUACAACUUGAUGAUGCAAUUCUGUGCGACUAUCUAUCUAUCGAUCGCCAUGAUGCAUUUAACAACUUCAUCAAAGAGCUUGCAGUCUAUUUUUAUGAAGAAAAAAAAUUAAACAGUGUAAUAAGCCAUUCAGAUUAAAUUAUAAAGAGAACAAAAAUGGGAUGUCUUCUUCAACACACUUUGGAUUCUGCCGUGUUCCAUUUUAAUAAAGGAGAGAAUACUUUUCUUGAAAUAAAAUGAAAACCAGUUGAAUCAUUAUGAAA